UCAUCCUGCAGCUCAGUCCAGGGAUCCGAAGCAGACUCUUCUUCUCUCUGCCUCUACCAUGCACGGAUUUCCAUUCAAGAAGUUUUUGAAAAAAGAAUAACCUCAAAGCGCAUGAUGCUCGGUGGCGGAGACAGCGCGUGCAACUGCGGACCAAAGUGAGCGCGUCCACGUUAAGUUAAUGGUUUGAACAGAGAAGCCACGGGAUCCUCUCCUCGCCGUUAGUCUCCAAUUAGCUCACCCUCAACCCGGGCGUGGACCAUGGAUACUUUGAGUCUGUCAGUGAACGCCGUGUCCUACACCGUGGCUGCUGAACUGCCUUACACUGACGACCCCUUCACUGCACCCAUCAGGAAUGUGGCACAGUGGAACUUUACCAUCCUGGCCGUGCUCAUGUUUUUGGUCACCUCGCUGUCCCUGGGCGAGAAUUUUUUGGUGAUGUUUGUCACGUUUAAAUUCAAACAGCUCCGACAGCCACUCAACUACAUCAUUGUCAACUUGGCUAUUGCUGACUUUCUGGUCUCCCUCAUCGGCGGAGUAAUAAGUUUCCUGACUAAUUCCAGGGGUUAUUUCUUCCUGGGGAGGUGGGCCUGCGUCCUGGAGGGCUUUGCUGUGACCUUUUUCGGCAUCGUAGCCAUGUGGUCUCUGGCCAUUCUGUCAUUCGAGCGUUUUUUUGUGAUCUGUCGACCCCUGGGUAAUAUCCGACUGCAGGCGAAGCACGCCGUCCUUGGUCUGCUGUUCGUCUGGACCUUCUCUUUCAUAUGGACCUUCCCUCCAGUGCUUGGCUGGAACAGAUAUACUAUAAGUAAGAUUGGAACGACUUGUGAGCCUGACUGGUAUUCAACCAACAUGAAGGAUCACAGCUACAUCAUCACUUUUUUCAUCACUUGUUUUAUUUUACCUCUUGGAGUGAUCUUCUUCUGCUAUGGAAAGCUGCUGCGGAAGCUCAAGAAGGUGUCACACGGUCGCCUGGCCACUGCCAGAAAACCAGAACGUCAGGUGACCCGCAUGGUGGUGGCUAUGAUUGUAGCGUUUAUGGUAGCGUGGACACCGUACGCAGCCUUCUCCAUACUGGUCACAGCUCACCCAACCAUUGAACUUGACCCCAGACUGGCCUCCAUUCCAGCCUUCUUUGCCAAGACUGCCACUGUCUACAAUCCAAUCAUCUAUGUCUUCAUGAACAAACAGUUCAGGAAGUGCCUGGUCCACCUCUUUACUGGCAUGGGGACUAUACCAGAGAGCCACAUGAACCAGACCUCAGAGCGCCCAGGGUUCACCGCAGAGAGUCAAACUGGGGAAAUGUCUGUCAUCGCCGCUCGUAUCCCUGCAGGCGGCACCAUGACGCCCAAGUCUGAAGAUUCUCCGACUGAAUGUGGCUCAUUCGCUCAGCUGCCAAUAGCAGAAAACAAAGUGUGUCCAAUGUAACUGUAACCCUCGCCCUAGUAGGU
Messenger RNA from Cynoglossus semilaevis (tongue sole), 1445 nucleotides. It is a transcript of the gene valopa, whose product is annotated as vertebrate ancient long opsin a. Bases 259 to 1422 code for a protein of 387 amino acids. Gene Ontology annotation, biological process: visual perception; G protein-coupled receptor signaling pathway. NCBI's taxonomy places the organism in Eukaryota, Metazoa, Chordata, Actinopteri, Pleuronectiformes, Cynoglossidae. Gene Ontology annotation, cellular component: membrane. The record is from RefSeq and is a predicted model, not a curated record. Gene Ontology annotation, molecular function: G protein-coupled receptor activity. The transcript has 5 exons.